This is a messenger RNA of Phyllopteryx taeniolatus (common seadragon), 2082 nucleotides long. It is a transcript of the gene m6pr, whose product is annotated as mannose-6-phosphate receptor (cation dependent). Gene Ontology annotation, molecular function: protein domain specific binding. Gene Ontology annotation, biological process: protein targeting to lysosome. Bases 278 to 1117 code for a protein of 279 amino acids. The transcript has 7 exons. Lineage: Eukaryota; Metazoa; Chordata; Actinopteri; Syngnathiformes; Syngnathidae. The record is from RefSeq and is a predicted model, not a curated record. Gene Ontology annotation, cellular component: trans-Golgi network; Golgi apparatus; endosome.
UGUUUAGUUUCACUUCCGCACUCUGUUAACCGUUUUCCACUCGUAUCACAUUAGCCGAUCGGAUGACGUUUAAAACAUCUCCCGAAAAGACAUAUUCAGCCUAGUAAAGCAGCCAGGGCUUUUGAAGCCUCGAAUAAUUAUGUCAUUGUUUUACAUAAGAACAAAUGUGAAGCAACGCGUUUGUUAGUCAACCAGGAAGUGGCGUUCACGCUGCAUCACUUGUACGCUUCAGUAACUAACUGGCUGCUUGGACGCGAAACCGCUUAAAGCAGAAAUAAUGCAGGUGUUGACGCAUCACAGUGGAAGGUGUCUCCUGGUGUGGACACUGGUGGUUCAGCUGAUCCUGCGAGGGAGUGGAGUGUACGCCGACGACGCCACAAAGAACUGUAAACUCAACUUUGAGUCCGAGUCGGAACGGAAAGUCCUCCAGCGAAUAGAGCCGCUCGGCCACAGAAACUUUACAGUGGAGACCAAGAUCGGAGAGGACAAGUACUCGUACGUGUUCCAGUUGUGUGGCGACGCAGGCGGUGUUCCUGGAGCUGGCGUCAUUCAAUUGGAGGUCCAGAAAACAGAGAAGAAAGUAACUGUGAUUGGCACGUACAACGCAACAGAAGUUAUUGGAGGAAGCGACUAUGUGUGGUUGGUCUACGGUAACGGAGAAAAAUACGACACCCACUGCUCCAAAGAACAGAGAAAAGCCUUUGUGAUGAUUUUUUGCAACCGGAAUUUGGAACUGGGCCAGCUGGAGGUGGUGCAGGAGAACAGGGAACGGGAGCAGAAUUGCUUCUACCAGUUCAAGCUGGAGUCUAGUGCUGUGUGCCCGCCUCUCGAAUACAAGCUCAGCGCCGGCUCCAUCGUACUCAUUGUCGCGUUCUGCCUUGUGGCUGUUUACCUCAUUGGAGGUUUCCUCUACCAGCGGCUCAUCGUGGGGGCCAAAGGCGUCGAGCAGUUCCCCAACUACGCUUUCUGGGCAGACGUCGGCAAUCUCUCUGCAGACGGUUGCGACUUUGUGUGCCGCUCACGGGAUCGAGAGGAGGCCCCGACUUACAGGGGAGUGUCCACGGAGCCUUUGGACGAGGAGCCAGAAGAGAGAGACGACCACUUAUUACCGAUGUGACCUCGGAUUGAUCUGCUUUUCACUGUGUGACUUUUCUGACAGCUUUGAUGAAACUGCUUGUAGGCAAACUCAGUUCUUGUACCGGUUUGAGUGUGCGUUCAUACGGCAUACAGACACGUGCAAAUUCAUUUACUUGUUUGAUGGUAAACAAAUGAGAAAUUCAUAAAGGAUUACAGUGAGGUUUCUUAAGAAAUCUCAGUUUAGUUUCUAACUGUUCAACCUGAUACAAUAUAUGUUGCUCUUCUUUUCCUGCUAAUAAUGUCAGAGAAUGUCAUGUAGGUUAUGAAAUGCUGCUACUCCUUUAAUAAUUUUAGUUUAGGACCGGUUACAUAAUGUGAAUGUCUAAUUUUAGCUGAGGCUGUGCUUAGACUUUUGCACCUAUCUUUUGACCACUCUCACUCUUCCAAGUCACAAACCGUUACGGUUAGUAUACAACCUACAAAUUUGAUGUGUGAAUGGAACCCCCCUCGUCCCCCCCAAAAAAUCCAAACCAUUUCCUUUUACAUCUCUCUGAAAGCAAAUAUGCAGAGAUGUGAGAUGUAGGAAAAUAGAUAAUAAAUGCACUUUCACUGGAAAUGACCAAAGCUGAAAGAAAAAGCUAAAAAUGAAAUGAAAAUUACUAUCUUUUGACAUGAAUCUAAUUUAAUUAAAAAUUGUGACAACUUCAACACUUGCCCUGUAUUUUACACACGAUAAAUUUCCUAAUAUUUCUGGUUGAAAAUAUGCUUUAAGAACUUACUAACUUCAUGCUUUGCAUCAAUCCCAUGCAUUGUGUUCAUGUUACUAUUAACCAAUCUAUGGAAUUCCUGGAUCGCAAAAGUUUGAAAUUUGUUAACAACCCUUAGUUGGGAAGGAUGGGUUGUUGAAGUCACAACAGUUUGUAAUUUUUGUUGUGAUUCAAAUCUGUGUGGACAUUUGCUGUCUGCAGUGGUGUUUGAAUAAAUAAAUAAAAACUUUCAUGCUCA